UGUCUCCUAGGUUUGAUUGAUGGUCAUACCCAUCCUGUGUGGGCUGGAGAUAGAGUCCAUGAAUUUGCAAUGAAGCUAGCUGGUGCUUCAUACAUGGAUGUGCAUAAGGCAGGUGGUGGUAUACAUUUCACAGUUAACCAUACACGGAAUGCAAGUGAUGAUGAUCUCUAUAACCUUCUCAAGGAGAGAUUACAAAGCAUGUUAAGAUGUGGGACUACUACUGUAGAGUGUAAGAGUGGUUAUGGAUUGGAUGCAGAUACUGAAAUUAAGAUGUUGAGAGUAUUAGAACAGGCCAAGAGAGAUAUGCCUAUUGAGAUAUCAAGCACCUACUGUGGAGCACAUGCUGUUCCAAAAGGAAUGACAGUACAGGAGGCUACUCAGGAUAUAAUUAAUGUUCAGAUACCAAGAAUACAGGAGCUGAUGAAUAAAGGAGAUCUGCAAGUAGAGAACAUUGAUGUCUUCUGUGAUAAAGGUCUCUUUGAAGUUGAAGAGACGAAGAGUAUCCUUGAGGCUGGUAUGAAAGCAGGAAUGGCAAUCAAUAUCCAUGGUGAUGAGCUACACUAUGUCAAGGCUGCUGAGCUAGCAGCUAGUCUUGGUGCCAGAGCAGUCUCUCAUCUAGAAGAAGUUUCUGAUGCUGGUAUUAAAUCCAUGGCUGAGGCAGGUUCUGUAGCUGUACUACUACCAACCACUGCAUACAUCCUCAGGCUCAAGCCUCCUCCAGCAAGGAAAAUGAUCAGUGAAGGUGUACCUGUAGCGCUAGGCUCAGAUUUUAACCCAAAUGCUUACUGCCUAUCAAUGCCUUUGACCAUGCACAUGGCCUGUGUGACAUUCCGUAUGUCAUUAGAAGAGGUUUUGGUGGCUGCUACAAUCAAUGCAGCAAAGUCUAUAGGAAGGUCAGCAUCACAUGGGUCACUGGAAGCUGGAAAGGUGGCUGACAUGCUUAUAAUCAAUGCCCCUAGAUGGGAACACUUCAUCUAUCAAAUGGGACGUCAUCAAGAGCUGUUGAAGACAGUGAUUAAGAGAGGAGAAAUCGUGCAUUUCAGUUUGAUCUAGAUGUCUGAUAAACUCUUCAACAUGAUAACCACUGACAAAGAAUGUGUGACGAAGAGGCUGUGCCAUUAAGCUCUUUUAAAGCUUCUAGAAUGUAGUCAUUUUUUGUGUAAAUGUUCUCUAUUGCAUUCCUAUUUCCUAACAAUUAUAAAUGAAAUAACAAAUUUGGGAGGUUAAAGGUAAAUGUGAUCAGAUCGUGCAAGUCUUCAAUUCUUUAACUGAAAUAACAAUAUGGCAUUGCUUCCAAGAAAGGUUGUCAUUGGGGACUCAAGUGUAAGAAAUCCCAGCCAUGGCAUAAUUUCCUUUAGCAAUUACUUUUUUUGUGCUGCAUUCAGGACAAGUGAGGUAAAGAGUUACAUGGCAGGAAGUAUUUCUUUGAAAUGCUUGUGCACUGUAAUGGGCUUGCCCUGUUAAAGCCAUGAUGAUUAUAUCAAAGUCACUUCGGAAUUGCAUAGACAUUAGAUGAUAUCAUUCACUCUGUAUAGAAACAAUGUAGGCAUACAGAACUUUGUUCUCCCUAUUGUCUUUAACUCUCGAUAUGUUCUAGCACUAGAUAGAGGACUGUGAUGGUUUGGGUGAUGUUUGUUAUCUUUACAGAUAAUGUUGGGAAUAGGAUGAACAUAGUUUUGAGAGCAAGUUGAAGUUUAGUUUCAUUAUCUACAUUGUAAUUCUUCAGUAUUAUCUGUGUCAUAUCAUGGAUGGUUUUUACUGCUCAAACAUAAUAAGUAGAAUUAUAGAUCUUACGUAUACAUUUUUUUCUUCAUUAUACUUGAUUCAUGUAUUUUUAAAAAUAUCUUUAAGAAUAUCAAUAAGUCAUGUAAAAAUGAUCUGGCUAUUAUAUUGUGUCCUCUCUUCUUGACUAUAAGAAUGAUAUGUAUUGUUUUGUUUUUUAACUAAAGUUUCUACAAUUCUCCUGUCUCAAAUCACAAAUGUCAUGAACCCUUAUUCUCAAAGUGCCUUAAAAUUGUUAGCAGAUUUUCUUAUUUGUUAAUAUGUUAUCUUUCUACUGUGAAACCAUUGAGAAAUUUGAAUACAAAAAUAAUAUCUUGGAACAAUGUUGAUACACCAUUAAAACAUUUUACAUAUUCAUUGGAAAAUGAAAGUGAUCUAUUGUACUUGCUAUUUUGCACUCAUUAUUUCUCAGAUCAAAAACCUAAUCAACCAUUCAAAUACUUACCAAUAAUGUUGUAAAGGUGAUUGUCAUUGAAUCUUCUUGUCAAAAAAAGGAGAAAUUUCAAUUUCCUUUUUUUUUUUUAAUAAUAAUUUUACCGGUAUGAAUCAAAGUAUCCAAUGUCUUUUUUCUAUUAAUAUGGCGGCUCAGCUACAGCCGGGGUUAUAAUAUGAUACCAAGUAUGAAAGCGCAGUGGAGUAUAUGUACAUAGUAACUGCGCUAUAUAAAUGGACAUAUUAUUAUUAUUAUUCUGUGAACAUGUAAGCAUGAUAUUCUUUUUCUUAUUUCGAGAGAAAUCUAGAGAGAUGUGAUAUCAGGUUUUGUUUAAACCUUUUUUAUUCACAUAAAUCAGUAUUUAUAAAUUACAUAUUUUUACCACUCGUUUCAUCUUUAUACUUCAAUGCAUUUGUAUUGAAUAUAACUCAUGUCAACACUCAGUUUGGGUUAUUUGUCUCGCCUGCAGAGUGAGACUAUAGGCGCCGCGUUCCCAACAGCAUCGUCAACAUUGAAAUCUUAACCAAGGUUAAGUUUUUGAAAUGUCAUCAUAACUUAAAAAAAUAAAUGGACUUAGUUCAUAAAACUUGGACAUACAGAUUAUCAAGUAUUACUGAACAUCCUGCCAGAGUUUCAGGUCACAUGACCGAGGUCAAAGGUCAUUAAGGGUCAAUGAACUUAGACCAUGUUGGGGGAAUCAGUAUCGAAAUCGUAACCAAGGUUAAGUUCUUGAAAUGUCGUCAUAACUUCUAAAGUAUAUGGAUCUAGUUCAUGAAACGUUGACAUAAGAGUGAUAGUUCAUUGAAGAUCCUGACUGAGUUUCAGGUCACAUUACCAAGGUCAAAGGUCACUUAGGGUCAACAAAGAUCAUGUUGGGGGUAUUUGUGGAAUUGUCAUCAUAACUUUAAAGUUUAUAGAUCUACAUGUAGACAUAAGGGUAAUCAAGUAUUAAUAAUUGUUUUGCACGUCUUAGGUCACAUGAUCAUGGUCAAAGGUCAUGUUGGGUCAAUGGACAUAGUACUUUAUUAUCAUGUAAGUGUUUUUACUUGUGAAUAAUUAUUUAAUAGCUCUUUUAAAGGUCAGCACUGCUGCUAUAUCGAAUUGCGUAAUGCAGGCGAGACUGCCAGAGGCAUUCUACUUGUUUAUAGAUUUGGGGCGAAAUCUUGCAGUCCCAUACUUUUUUUUAAAGGACAAGUCCAAGCCUAACAAAAAGUUGAUUUGAAUAAAAGGAGAUAAUUCAACAAGCAUAACACUGAAAAUUUCAUUAAAAUUGGAGGUAAAAUAAGAAAGUUAUGACAUGAAUUUUUGCUUAAUUUCACAAAACGGUUAUAUGCACAUCCUGGUCAGUAUGCAAAUGGUCAGACUGAUGAUGUCGCCCUAUUUCUUUGUAUUUUAGUAUAUGAAAUACAAAAAAAAAAAAAAAAUUCUCCUCAUGUGAAACUAAACUUUGUUCCUCCCUGAACAGGUGGAAUUACCAUUAUUUUAAGUUUAUGGUUAAGUCAAGCUGGUCCUUAUUGUCCAAUCUGUAAAAAUUAAAAUAUUGUAUAAUUCAAACAAUAAGAAAUAGAAGACAUAGUGAGUGAGGGAUAUCAUUGACUCUCUAAUUUGCAUAUCACUGAGUUAUGCAUACUGGUAUUACUGUUUUGUGAAAAAUACUAGUAAGCAGAACUGAAAAGUUUUGUAAAUUUCUUUUUUACAUCAAAUUUUGAUGACAUAUUCAGCAUUAUGCUUGUUUGAUUUUUCUUUGAUUAAAAUCAACAAUAUUCUUGGAUGGACUUGACCUUUAAUGAAUGUUUAUGAAAUUGGUGUGAUAUCUUUAAUCAAACAAAAAAAUUAUCGGCCUAAUACGAUAACUACAAUGAAAUUCUUUUUUUUUUUUAUCCAUGAUCUCAUAUAUUCAUCAAAGGGGGAUGAAUAGGUCUUUUGAUGACAUAUUCAGCAUUAUGCUUGUUUGAUUUUUCUUUGAUUAAAAUCAACAAUAUUCUUGGAUGGACUUGACCUUUAAUGAAUGUUUAUGAAAUUGGUGUGAUAUCUUUAAUCAAACAAAAAAAUUAUCGGCCUAAUACGAUAACUACAAUGAAAUUCUUUUUUUUUUUAAUCCAUGAUCUCAUAUAUUCAUCAAAGGGGGAUGAAUAGGUCUUGAUCCCAAGUCCUGAACAUAUAAAAAUCCUUUGACUGAACUUGAAAAGAUGAACCUGACAACAUAAACUAUUUGAUACAAAACUUAAAGUGAUAGGUUUCCUGAUGUGUAAUGAAAUAAUGUUCAUAUCUUUGUGAUUAUUGGACCAUAUCACAAAAAUUUCCUCCAGUUGUAGAAAAUGUAUCAUAGUUUCUUUAACAUGCUGUACAUGAACAUUGUCAACCAAGUUAAAAUUAAAUUUGUUUGUCAGAUGCCAGAUGAACAACAAA
This is a messenger RNA of Lytechinus pictus (painted urchin), 4624 nucleotides long. RefSeq names its product probable imidazolonepropionase. The coding region runs from base 70 to 1053 and encodes 327 amino acids. Lineage: Eukaryota; Metazoa; Echinodermata; Echinoidea; Temnopleuroida; Toxopneustidae. Gene Ontology annotation, cellular component: cytoplasm. Gene Ontology annotation, molecular function: imidazolonepropionase activity. The transcript has 6 exons. The record is from RefSeq and is a predicted model, not a curated record.